This is a messenger RNA of Belonocnema kinseyi, 737 nucleotides long. RefSeq lists its product as uncharacterized. The record is from RefSeq and is a predicted model, not a curated record. Gene Ontology annotation, molecular function: hormone activity. Bases 119 to 568 code for a protein of 149 amino acids. Gene Ontology annotation, cellular component: extracellular region. The transcript has 3 exons. NCBI's taxonomy places the organism in Eukaryota, Metazoa, Arthropoda, Insecta, Hymenoptera, Cynipidae.
UUAACUUUGUAAACCAAGUUAGUUGGUUCCGUCUCAUCGGUCCUCGAUCUCUUGCCAUAAAAAAAAAAUAAUAAUAACGACCCUUCUGUGCAUCUUGGUUCCAACGAGCGCGCUUCUAAUGAACGUGACUGCAAUGAUGACACAUAUCACGUGGGUGAGUUUAAUAUUAUUGGCGGGAGCUGUAGAAAUUCAAGGAGAUCCGGAGCCAAUGGCGAGACCUAUGAGACCUAAAGUUUUCUCCAGUCCUGAAGAACUUAGAAGAUACCUUGAGCUUGUUAGGGAUUACUACACAUUCAACGGAAAAGCUAGAUAUGGAAAAAGAUCCGACACCUUGUUAACAACACCUGGAAUGACAGAUUCCGCUGACACACUGCGAAUGAUACUAGACGUAAAUCGACAAAAGCAGCUGGAGAGGCAAAUGGAAAAAGACAAUGGAAAACUGAUAAGAACAAAUAAAUCUUCUUUAUCCACGCUUUUCGAAACAGAUAAGCCCCAGAUUCGAGAUCAAGUUCAACGACUAUCCUACCCUUACAAUAUUGUGGCGAAAUAUUAUGGUGAAGUUCAAUAAGGAGCUCUCAUGAUGUAUCUAUAUCAAUUUCUGAAAAUAUUAUUUUUUUCAAGAAAAAAAGAAAGUAUGCAUGCCUAUCAUGUCGCCAAAUUUAUUGAGUAUUGUAUCUUAACUUCUCUGCUAAAAUGUACUGACUUUACUUAAACUAAGUAUUGACCCAUCUCUCUCA